UGUCUGCGUACGUGUUUUGCACGGACAACAAAAACGUUUCCGCACGGACGAUUUUAACAGUCGCACUGGGUGACAGCGUGCCGUUUCAACAGCAUGGCGUCACGUAGUGGUUAUUGAGCCGGUGUUUCGCUUGCAGCUUUGUUUGGUAACGAACAUGUCGGGAGCGUCAGGCGGAGAGAAACGCCCUCCUCCGAACUGGAUCCUGCAGCAUCCCGCGUACCAGCAGAUGAAGGACCUGCAGGUUGGGGACAGCGCUCAGGUGCAUGCAGCUUUUCUUGUGUACAUGGAUCUUACUGAGGUGCGGCGCUGGAAGGAGGUGUCCUGCGUGAAGAGUCCUGAGCUGCAGGUGGUUUUACUGGAAGCGAGGGAGAAGGAAGGCGCACCCACUCUGACGAUCCUUCCCCUGCCUGCUCACCAGUCUGUGACUCACAAAAGCAUACGACACGUCCUGGACAGAGGCUUUCCUAUGCUGCUGUGUGCAGUAGCCGCUGACUCCACGCUGGUCUACCAGAGGAUGACUGACGGCCUGGUGACGCCGGACCCUCCUGUAGGACCUUUUCAGGAUGUGGGACGCCGUCAGCACCGGAAGAGACGGCAGCAGCGCUGAGCAGCUGACUGAGAAUGUGAUGUAUUGCUCAAAAAUGGAAAACAGCCCCACAGGACCCCUUAAGCGGGAGUAUGUGAUUGUUAGGACGACCUUGCGGAGACCUUUGGCAUCGUGAAGUUCACCUCAGAUGCAUGUUGAUAGGUUAAGGCAAAGAGAUAAAAUUAACCUUAAGAAAAGGGUGCAGAGAUUAGAAGUAACAUUCCUUUUUUAAUGACAGUUGAACUCCUGUUACAAUCUGGAGUGGUGUGGUUUGUUUGCUGCAGUGUAUGCACACUACAGAGUUGACUAGAAGCUUUCACAAUGAAAUCAGGGAUGCCAUAUCUCGUUUCCAUGCCUCCAUAGAAACCUUUCAAUGGGGCCAGAUGAGUCUGCAUCCACAAAACUUACAGCUACGAAGCCAGUGAAUAUAUAUAUGAUAAAUGUGAAAAAUUACAGGAAAAGUAGUUCCUGAAAAGGUAGUUCAUUACCCAGACUGUCCUGCAAUUCUGAAAUAUAAAGUCUUUGUUAAUUUAAGGAAAAUGAUCUUUGUUUGUUGUAAAACAAAAACAGACAUUUCUAUAGUAGAUUGUAGGAAAACAGGAACUUAUCUGUCAUUUGUGGUGUGAAUGGCAAAGCUGUAACACUAAUGAAGAUACAGCUAAAAGUUCAUAAUCUAUGCACUCCUUUGAUUUUUCCGAAGCUGUCCAGUGGGUUAGAUCAGACACUUCAUUUCAUUAUUUUCAUUUUGUACCUUUUCUGCAUUUGUUCAUGAGGGAAAUGUCUCUUGUUUGUCUAAAAAGCAACGCAGAAAGUAGACACAAGGGGAUAGUGUCUCAAGUCUAAUAUUUUGGGGGAGGCUGUGUGCACGUGUCCCCCUGAAAUUUACGCCUAUGGUUUAUAAUCCAUGUCAACACAUUGGUUUUUGACAUGAAUCCCUUAAACACAAUUAUUAAGACCUAUUAUAAAUGUCAGUGAUUGUUUUAUUUAUUGUAAAAAAACAAAUGUGCCUUAUUUUGAAAUAAACAUCAGGUGUGAGAAAGACUAA
Molecule: messenger RNA, 1631 nt
Organism: Oreochromis niloticus (Nile tilapia)
Lineage: Eukaryota; Metazoa; Chordata; Actinopteri; Cichliformes; Cichlidae
Gene: tsen15
Product: TSEN15 tRNA splicing endonuclease subunit
Exons: 4
Coding region: 155-607 (150 amino acids)
Biological process (GO): tRNA splicing, via endonucleolytic cleavage and ligation
Molecular function (GO): nucleic acid binding
Source: RefSeq, a predicted model, not a curated record